GUGACGUCGGUGUGGCGUCACUUCCGUUGUCAGGUGGCGGAGUCGGUGCGGGACUGGCGAGACGUCGGACGGUGGCCGGCGGGGCCGGGCCCGGAGGCGGCGAAGAUGGAACUCAGAAUGAAACGGCGUGUGUCUGACCGAGGAGGAGGAGGGGAGACAUCUGCCAAGGCACUCUGCCUGGGCAUCUCCAGCAACAGCGCCGCCAAGCGGGCCGGGCCCUUCAUCCUCGGGCCUCGCUUGGGCAACUCUCCAGUGCCCAGCAUCGUCCAGUGUUUGGCCAGGAAGGACGGGACAGAUGACUUCUACCAGCUCAAGAUCCUCACCUUGGAAGACAAGAGCGACAAAGGCACAGAGACCCAGGAGGAGCGCCAGGGGAAGAUGCUGCUCCACACCGAAUAUUCCCUCCUGUCCCUUCUGCACAACCAGGAUGGUGUGGUCCACCAUCAUGGCCUUUUCCAAGACCGGGCCUGUGAGCAGGUGGAGGACUUGGAAUCCAGCCGCCUGGUGCGGAAGGUAAAGAAGCGCAUUUGCCUGGUGCUGGACUGCCUCUGCGCCCACGACUUCAGCGACAAGACGGCCGACCUCAUCAACCUCCAGCACUAUGUCAUCAAGGAGAAGCGCCUCAGCGAGAGGGAGACUGUGGUCAUCUUCUACGAUGUGGUGCGCGUGGUGGAGGCUCUGCACAAGAAGAACAUCGUCCACAGAGACCUGAAGCUGGGAAACAUGGUGCUGAACAAAAGAACCCACAGGAUCACCAUCACCAACUUCUGCCUGGGGAAGCACUUGGUGAGCGAAGACGACCUGCUGAAGGACCAGCGUGGGAGCCCGGCCUACAUCAGCCCCGACGUCCUGAGUGGCCGGCCAUAUCGGGGGAAGCCCAGCGACAUGUGGGCCUUGGGGGUGGUGCUCUUCACCAAGCUCUACGGACAGUUCCCCUUCUACGACAGCAUCCCCCAGGAGCUCUUCCGCAAGAUCAAGGCCGCUGAGUACACCAUCCCUGAAGACGGCCGGGUAUCGGACAACACUGUCUGCUUGAUCCGGAAGCUGUUGGUCCUGGACCCACAGCAGCGCCUGACCGCCUCGGAAGUCUUGGACUCCCUCAGCUCCAUCAUCGCUUCCUGGCAGUCCCUGUCUUCGCUGAGUGGGCCUUUGCAGGUGGUGCCCGACAUAGAUGACCAGGUGGCCAAUCCGGAGAGUGCGCAUGAGGCUAAAGUGGUGGAGGACUGCUCUCAGUACGAGUUUGAGAACUACAUGCGGCAGCAGCUGCUCCUGGCAGAGGAAAAGAGCACUCUGCAUGAGGCCAAGGGCUUCUUCCUCCAGAAGCAGCGGCAGUUUGGGAACGUGCCUCCGGUCCGGCGCUUGGGGCAUGACGCGCAGCCCAUGAACCCCCUGGAUGCCGCCAUCCUAGCCCAGCGCUACCUCCGGAAGUAGCUCUCAGUGGAAGACGACACCGGCAGCCCCCCAUCCACCUGAUUGCCUCCCGGGACCCCUGAGAAUGUAGCCGGCCUUCCCUGCAGCCGAGACCCCUGCGGCCCGCGCACGAGGAGAGGCCGUUCUCUGAGGCUAGGAAGGAACAAUGGCCGGUGUCGGACUCUUCACUCUCCCUUCAGACGGCCAGCCCACUCUUCUUCAUCCUGACUCCGAAAUCUACCUCUCUGUCGUUUUUUUUAACCACACUGUUCUCUGGACUGGGACACCCAGCACUUUGGGCGGAAAUGUUUUUUGUCCCCAAGAAGCCGCCUCCAGAUGACACCAAGGGUUGACCGGCAGGCGCACACACGCAAAGCCUGUGUUUGGCUCCCCUACGGUUUGAAUAAGCUUCCCCUUCUCCCCACUUUAAACCUCUGGGUUUCGCAAAAGUCUGUUUCUCAAACCCAUUCAAUACACUUUUUCCUCCCCCCCCCCUAAAAAAAACCUUCCUCUGUUGGUUCCCAUUUUAAUUUAACGCCUAGUUUUGAUAUCGUUUGCACGAAGUCCUAGUGCAACCGAAGACUCGGACGAAUGGAAUCGUCUUCGCUAUAUUGAGCUUAUUGCAGUGAGAUGCGGGAAGAGUUUGAAAUGUAGCUUUUUUUUUCCUCUUUGAUUUUUGGAAGGGUUUUCUUUCUCUUCAAUUCCAAUCACUUCAUUGUUUUGGAUUUCUGUUUUGUUUGCAGUCGAUCGUUCGCAAGAGAUGUGGUAGCGCUGCGUACUUUGUGUCGAUGUCUGUCUUGCUGUACAGCAGUUCGACUGAAAAGAUAAUUAAUGUGAAGGGUAUUUUGCCCUUGCCCUCUCCCUUCCGAUCCUGAGCUUGCCCUUCUUUCCCAAUGUAACCUCCCUGUUGCCACUGGUUCAGGUUCAGGGGGGCUUCUUGUGGGGCCUUUGGACACUCCUCCCUGCAUUGUCUUGCCACGGUCCAGAAACAGCACUUCGGGCGAAGGAUCCUUUCUGAGCCACGUUCCGCAAACUGGAUGCCUCUCUUGCCAGACAAAGCCGACGCUCAAGCGGCCCUUUCUGGGGAUCCUCUUCUCCCAGCCAAUUCUCUUGCCCUCCAUUACUCCCCAGCCAUUGGACCAGGACAGGUUUAGGUUUCUCUUUCUCUUGGCCAAGAACAUUGAGGUGAAGUCUCAAGACGGAGCUGUUGGAUCCUGCCUUGAAAGGUAUGCAUUUGGGGCCUGGGUGACGUUCUUGCACAGGGUGCAGCUCCUCAAAACUUGGCUCCAUCUGAGAAGUUUUUAAUAGGAGACAAUGGAAGGAUUCUGGGAUUUCAAACACCUGUAUCUUUCUUGUGGCCAAUGUACAAACCAUUCUUAAAAGUGUCCAUGGAACUUGCAUCAUCUUAACUUGGGAAACAUCAGGCCGGGAAGAAAGUGGGAUGGAAGAUCUGCUGUGUCUCUUAGCCACUGUUUCUGGCCUUCCAUGUGAUCUCAUGGCCUUCUCCAUCAAUGAUCAUCCACGGAUGGUCCUUCUCAAGCCGCAUCCUCGACUACUCGGCUUCCCAGGAAGAACCUGGACCAACGGAUUGGAAAGACUCCUGGAAAGGCAUGAGGUCGAGACAGUGGGGCGUUUGCUAUGGGCCCUCCUUAAGCCAUCUCCAAGGGGCUAGAAGUUGAAGGUCCCCUUCAUCUUGCUUCCUCAGGGCCCAUCUUUCGGGGCGACAGGGAUAGAAAGAACCAAUUGAGCAGAGAGGGAAACAUUUCCAUCAUCCCAGAAGUUAAUGGCUGCAUUUGUCGUUGGCGAAGCCAUGGGAGCGUCCCCUGAAAGCAACCCCGUGAAUUGGACACAUCUGCGGUCUGACCACAAAGCGAUGCCUUCUGUUGGGCCCCAAAGUUUUGAUCCAUGUACAAGAACAGCAGAAAAACAGCUCUGUUCAAUGACCUCCCUUCAAAGCAGAGGCUUCCAGGUGCCUUCUCUCGGACGCCAGGGUUUGGCUGCUUUUGUUCCAUGGCUUUUCUUUCCAUUUGAAUGGAAGUGGGAGAUGGCCAGCAGGAAGCUGAGCGGAGCUUCCUGCCUAAAUAUAUCCCCAGGAAGAAUGACAUGUUUCCUCUGGUUUCCUCACCAAAGAGCCGUCUCCUUCAGGGCUCAAGCUUUUCUCCACUCCUUCAAGGAAACAAGAGGAUCCUCCGUUACCUUUCUCCGGAUUUUCACCCCUGCUUUCGAAUCCAGAUAGCAAUACGCCACUGGCAAAGUGUGUGUUCCAGUCCCGUCUGUUGCGAAGAAUUGGGAGGAGGCGGAAAGGAAAUGGGGCGGUUCAAGGGGCAAGCGUCUUGGUUUUUGGGGAGACUGCAGGCCGAGACAAAGAUCCUGUUGUAAAAAAAAUUGCAAAGAGAAUUUGUAUAGAGACCUAUUUUUGUAUUACAUCCAACUAUUCCUGCAUGUCAGCAAUAAAAGUUUCGUAACGUA
Messenger RNA from Anolis sagrei ordinatus, 3879 nucleotides. RefSeq names its product serine/threonine kinase 40 (gene STK40). Gene Ontology annotation, molecular function: protein kinase activity; ATP binding. Gene Ontology annotation, biological process: protein phosphorylation. NCBI's taxonomy places the organism in Eukaryota, Metazoa, Chordata, Lepidosauria, Squamata, Anolidae. The record is from RefSeq and is a predicted model, not a curated record.